AUGAAGAGGACGAAGAUGGCCACCUAUACUUUUACUACGGCGAGAUGUUUUGCAGGAUUGCUGAUUGUUCGAAGGCGACUCACAACUACAAAUCCACCAACAACCUUCGCACGCAUGUCGUCUCACAUAAAGGAUGUUUCGAUGCCUGCUGGAAAUGUUGGAGGGCGUGUCUCGCAGGAACUUAGAUACUCGACCCAUCCUACAGGUAUGCCACCGAGACGCACAAGCGGUGCAGCCUCUCUCCAUGGCCGCGAAAAUGACCACUUCGCAUGA
Molecule: messenger RNA, 273 nt
Organism: Aspergillus calidoustus
Lineage: Eukaryota; Fungi; Ascomycota; Eurotiomycetes; Eurotiales; Aspergillaceae
Source: the annotation of a GenBank genome assembly